This is a messenger RNA of Ixodes scapularis (black-legged tick), 1731 nucleotides long. Its product is annotated as cytochrome P450 4V2-like. Bases 164 to 1612 code for a protein of 482 amino acids. The record is from RefSeq and is a predicted model, not a curated record. Gene Ontology annotation, molecular function: monooxygenase activity; iron ion binding; heme binding. The transcript has 12 exons. NCBI's taxonomy places the organism in Eukaryota, Metazoa, Arthropoda, Arachnida, Ixodida, Ixodidae.
GAGUCGAAGGUGCCGAUGGAGAAGCUUCAGCUCGCCUUCGAAAUCGUCCUCACUGCACCCGAGGGGCUGGAGCUCAAGUUCACACCAAGAGAACGACCAGCAUGACGACGAAUUUCCUCCGCUAGUAAACGCUUGCUCGAGGCUGGUCAUCAAGUGGCUUCGCAUGUGCUGGAUUCUGCGCAACGCCCCCAGACCACCGCAGAGAGGGCCAUUUUCGCUUCUCCUAGACAUACCGUUGGCCUUUGCACGAAUGGAUCCUCAGUUGCACAUCACUGCAAAAAUCUACAAUUACACAAAGGAGAUGUUUCCAAAGAUCAUCGACCAGGACUUCACGGUUGCGUUCUAUGGCCCGCAACCGUUUCUUGUGGGUGCCACACCGAUGGCCAUGGAGGCCAUCUUGAAAAGUACCUCAAACUUGAACAAAUCUUUCAUCUACCAGAUGAUGAGACCCUGGGUUGGCAAUGGAAUUUUGAUAAGCGACAAAGGUGUCUGGAAACCAAGAAGAAAAAUGAUGACACCGGCGUUCCACUUCAGAGCGUUAGAAGACUACAUUCCCAUUAUGAAUCGCAGAGCAGAAGAAAUGGUACAUGACAUGGCGACAACGAUCGAACUGGAGAAGACCUUCUUUGAUGUCCGACCGAUAGUACGAAGGGCCGCUUUCGCGAUCUUGUUCGAAACAUCGAUGGGAGUUCAAAUUGACAAGGAAGAAGUGGAACGAAUGCGACUUCUUGAGAUCACCGAAGAACUUUCCGCGAGCAUCGUCGCGCGCGCAGCCAACAUCCUGCACUGGCCAGACUUUAUCUACAAUCUGACCAAAGAAAACCACGAGUUCCUCGCCAACAUAAAACAUGUGCAGACAUACAACAAUCAGAUUGUGAAACAGCGCAAGGCCGAUUACGAGGCUGGCAUCGGAGACGAAAAACUGAAGAAAUCUUUUCUCGAUAUCCUGCUACGUCUGCACAUCGAGGAAGGAAUUCUCACCGAGCAAGACGUCAGAGACGAAGUGAGCUCCAUCUUCAUCGGGGGAUUUGAAACGACAGCAACUUCUGCGUCAUUCUGUCUUUAUCUUCUUGGCCAUCAUCCUGAAGUUCAAAAGAAGGUACACGAAGAAAUGGACGAAGUAUUUGGGGAUGAUUGGGAGAGACCCGUGACUCUUGAUGACAUCAAGCGUCUGAAGUACACCGAGUGUGUCAUCAAGGAGUCAAUGCGCCUAUAUCCUGCUGCACCACUCUUAGCGAGAAUGAUCGAUGAAGAUAUCAAGAUUGGUGAACAAACAAUUCCAAAGGGUACUGUGGCCUUGGCUUUGAUCUUUUACAUGCAUCGGCAUCCAAAAUACUUCGAAAACCCUGACGUCUUCAUGCCAGAGCGCUUCUUAGAAACUAAAAACAGGCAUCCCUUCCAGUUUGUGCCUUUCUCUGCUGGACCUAGGAAUUGCAUCGGUCAAAAGUUUGCACAGUUCGAAGAAAUUAUUCUUCUCGCCCAGGUCAUGAGAAGGUAUAAGGUUGAGUCGAAGGUGCCGAUGGAGAAGCUUCAGCUCGCCUUCGAAAUUGUCCUCACUGCUCCCGAGGGGCUAGAGCUCAAGUUCACACCAAGAAAACAACCAGCACGCUAAUCAACUGUAAUACACAUUUUUCACUAGAUAAGAAACAGUAAAAAAUAGUUCCUCCAUUUUGUGGUGAACAAAAAUAGACUUCUGUAUAAGGGAGGUUGGAAGAUCCAUAGAAAAUAAAC